AUGGCUUUCGAGGACAUCGCGCCGUUACUACCGACAGCGCACCGCCGAGCGCGCAAUUCUCGAGCCGGUAGUAUGUCCGAAAGCCUCGACGUCUCUUGCGGGUCGCCCGUGUCCCACACGACAGCCGAGCGCCAUAAAGACAAAAAGCGCUUUGCGCGAUUCGAACGCCUGUCGUCCAUUCCUUUGAUUGCGCUAGCGGGCGUACUCGUCUGUGGCUUUGUCAUGGGGUACUACACGCAGCUGUUGCUCUUUUUCUGUCGCGUUCGACUUGGGUUCCAAGCGACAGUCCUGCCGAUUGUGGCGUCGCGACUUGUUCCACACGACAGCGAAGAGACUUAUUCGCUGUUGCACGAACCCAUUCAGCGCGUGUUGUUUGUGUGCGACAAGACGAAUUGGGACUUUGUGGGCUUUAUCGUGAGUCCUGAGACACUCGUGUUUGCCCACAAAGACGUUUCAAUUCCACUGGCGCUCGAAAACAGUCUCCAGGUCGUCCGGCACACUGGGGUGGACAGCUAUUUGAAUCUCCACAACAAAACGGUGACCAUUAUGAGCCAUAUCCAGGCAACAAACGCCCGCAGUCACUUGUUGAAACAGGACGACGAAGCCGUGAUCUACUGGCCACAGUACUACCAGUGCUUGCAACAGUGCACGGACUUGGCCGCGUGCUAUGCUGGGGACAUGCACGUGAAUGUCGGCGGCGUGUCAAACACAAACUCGUACGUGUUUGCGACUGGCGGGUCGUACUUUGUUGGGAGUGGCGUGAUCAAGUGCAUCUUGGACAACCCGAUUUAUGUUGAGCUGGAAGGACUGGACUAUGGCGAAGACAAGACGGUUGGCAAGAUGAUCCACUAUAACAAGUGCAACGUGGAGUACGUGAGCUGCAAGUGGUUCAACAAUGAGGAAGUGUACUUGCCGCAUGCACAUGUCAAGAUGACAAAGGGCGCGGCGACAGCGGUGCGUAGGGACACAAUCUUGGUCGACCGAGAAAGGUAUUUACAAGUCACGAACGGCGGACGUGGCAAUACGGUGCGUCGUCUGGACGAGAACGACGAGCAGACACGACAAGACGGUGUGUAA
This is a messenger RNA of Hyaloperonospora brassicae, 1077 nucleotides long. Lineage: Eukaryota; Oomycota; Peronosporomycetes; Peronosporales; Peronosporaceae. The record is from the annotation of a GenBank genome assembly.